GCAACAGUCAUUCUUUCCUUUCCUUGUCAGAGACUUUCCCACUUUGGCCACCCACGAUCAAAGAAUCAUGAAGAAUGGGUGAUCGCCCAGCUGCUUGACUCUCGACAUUCAAUUCAUCGUCCCGGCUGAUGCACAGGUCUUCGCCAAUAACAACAAAAUUUGUCGGGUCGAAAUCAGUACGUUGAUUCACACCAGUUCUAGUUCCCGCGCUUUUGCAGGCCACGGCGACAUGCCGUCCAAGAGAGGAAAAUGGUCCUCUCCUGACGCCAGGAGAUCCCGAGGUCGGCCUCCGGCUCCCCGGGGCAGGCUCCGAGAUUCCAUUCCCGCAGCCCACAUGGGUACUGCUUCAAACGCAUUCUCCAUGAGAGAGGAGGCCAGGAACACGGCCUCGCACUCAUCUUUGGCUUGGAUCUCUGGGGAUGCGAAAUUCCGGCAGAAACCUGUCACUUUCGUGAGCGCCGGGGUCAUCGAGCCUCUCAAGGAAGACAAGCCGUUGGACAACUCAGCUGAUCCCAGCACGGCUGAGGAAUCUACCAGGGAUGUCUUGGACGGUGGUGUUAUCGAGCCCCUUGAAGAAGAGAAGUCAUCAAACGACUCAGCCGAUUCCAACACGGCCGAGGAGCCAAGGGGAGAUGUAUUGGACGCCGUCGGCAAACCCGCUGAGGUGAAGGAAGCCGAGAAUUCAAGGUUGGGGACCAUCGACGUCUUCGGAACCGAAACGGCUGUUCAAAUUCUUGAACAAGAAUUCUCGGUUACCGCUCUUCCCCUUCGAGCGCACGGCACCGGCGAUUCGGACCUACCGUUAUCUGCUCAAGCAAAUGAAACGAAGGAUUUCUUUUCCAUCGACCUCGGACAGGAUGAUGAGUCCACAAUCAAUAUCCCCCUCCCUCUUCCAAAAAUCCCAAGCCCGAGGUCUUCAUUUGGCGGGUCGGAUUCAAGCGAGGAAGUCAUCCUUUACCGAGGCCGGGGCGCCUUUGCUCAAGGAGCUGCCCCGAAGGAUGUUUUUACCUACCCCAGCACUGCAGCCAUCCCCACAGAGACAUCGGUCUCUCAGAGGCCUAGGUCAAACGCGACAACGCCAAACAGCCCUACUUCGCAUACCAGUGAGACUCCCGCCCGGGCUUCACGGAAGAAAUCAAGAGCUCGGGACAGACGCUCGCAGGUUUCAGAAGCCACGGGGGACGUUGAAGAGGACGACGAGGAGGACGCGAUACUGGCUGAUUACAUUGCCAACAUGGCCGAGGACUCGGACAACGACUUCUUGGCCGGUCUGCUUCAAUCCUCCUCCAAUCAGCGGGAUAUCGGCGGUGACCAAGAAGCAGUCAACUUUGGGUCCGGAGACGAGAAGUCGCCCAGGGGCGAUGACAUGUGGGGCGACGAAGAAUCCAUUACUUCUGGCACUAGCGAUGCUGAAGGGGAUAAUAUCAAGAGCGAUGAUGAGGACGAAGACGUGGAUGCGGACAUGAACGACGAGACAUUGACCCGCCUCCUUGCCAAACAAGAAGAGCUGGGCAUGGGGAGUGACGACCUGUUCCUUUUCUCAAGCUCAUUCGCCAAAACGGGAACAAGAAAGAAACAGGGAAAACAACCGGUGAAGCCAGGCUCAAGCAGCGCCUUGCGUGGACCCGCCAGCGCUACCCAAGUCGCCGACGCAUUCGACAAUCUGGAUCUUGCCGACUGGAAUCAACUCACUUGGCAGUCGCGCAAACGACGUAGCAAGCAGCUUCCCAACUUCAAUGUUUCUGAUUCGGAGAUUGAGGCAGCUUUGAAGACUGCCUGGCAACGGGACAGAGAGAGAAAGAAAAGCCGGAGAUUGGAGCGUGAAGCCCUCCGUGCUAAGGGGCUGCUGGGCAAGAAUGCGAACCCCGACGACCUGCGUGUUCGAUAUCCGUCAGGGAUGAAGUUGGACGAUAUCAAAGCCGAGAUGACUUCUUUCCUCCUCGGUUCGGUUGAACGGCUCGACUUCCCCCCGCUGGACACGCAUGCACGAAAGGUCCUUCACGAACUCGCUAACAAGUUCAACAUAAAAUCGCAAUCCACCGGCAAGGGCGAUCAGCGCCGUCCCGUCCUCUACCGGACGAACCGAACCGUCCGCUAUGCUUCGACCCGAGUCGAAGACGCAACCGCCCAUGUGGACCAGGCUGCACUGCGCAUCCAUCGGAAGUACUUCCACCGCGUUGAUGUCAAGGUUCAGAAGACCGAGUCAUCCAGAAGUGCGGCUGGAGGUCGGUCCGGGGCCGGGCACAAGGCGCUCACCCUUCGGGAGGGAGAAAUCGUGGGAGCGUCGGUUCCGGAACUCGGCCAGGAGAACAAGGGACGCACGAUGCUGGAAAAGAUGGGCUGGAGCAAGGGAAUGGCCUUGGGCUCGCUCAACAACAAGGGCAUUCUCGAGCCCGUUGCGCAAGUCAUGAAGCGUUCCAAGGCCGGCCUCGGAUAAGGGAUGUUGUGUUGGGAACGGUCUUGCUGCCAAGGUGUAGGAUCAUGUUACCACUGAACAGAAGAACCACGAGCUAGUCUUCCACCGAGACCGGUUCUGAAUCUUGACCUUGAAGGUUGACCUCGAAGUCAUCCGUACAAGCUGAAAUUGGUAGUGCCCGUGUCGUGAGGAUCGCGUUUUGAGACGCGGUUGACGUGGAUCGUCGCGACGACGAGGGUCGCCGUCAUUGUCAUGGCCCGAAUUUCAAUCGUGCCAUCGCUUUCCACGCUGCCUAGAGCAUGUGGUUUGCGCUCGGCAGUUUGGCCGCCAUUGAAAGAUGUCACAGCUCCAGUGCUUGAAUCAGUC
Parathielavia appendiculata is the source of this 2782-nucleotide messenger RNA. RefSeq lists its product as uncharacterized. The transcript has 3 exons. The record is from RefSeq and is a predicted model, not a curated record. Gene Ontology annotation, cellular component: nucleus. NCBI's taxonomy places the organism in Eukaryota, Fungi, Ascomycota, Sordariomycetes, Sordariales, Chaetomiaceae. The coding region runs from base 335 to 2437 and encodes 700 amino acids. Gene Ontology annotation, molecular function: nucleic acid binding.